This is a messenger RNA of Fusarium musae, 387 nucleotides long. RefSeq lists its product as uncharacterized. NCBI's taxonomy places the organism in Eukaryota, Fungi, Ascomycota, Sordariomycetes, Hypocreales, Nectriaceae. The record is from RefSeq and is a predicted model, not a curated record. The transcript has a single exon. The coding region runs from base 1 to 387 and encodes 128 amino acids.
AUGAAGACCACCGCUAUGCUCAUGAUCGCCGCCUUCGCCAGCAGCGCCCUCUCCCUCGAGGUAAAGGACGCUUCGACUCCGGGUGGUGGCACUCCAGGCUCUCCCGCUUGCGGCCGCCAGUGUCUGAUCACUAUUUCCCCAGUCGAUGGAGCCUCCACGCAGAGGUCCGAUGGCUUCCCUGGCUCUUGCAAGGAGUACGCCACUGGUCAGCUCAAGGGCAUCAGCCGUUCUAUUGAUGGAGGACGUCUCAACAUCAAUGGUGUAGCAGGAAAUCUUGUCAUCGACUUUGUUAAGAACGGGCGUGAUCGUCGUGCUUCCUUCACUAAUUGCAAGGAAGCUGUGUAUACUGGUGCGCAGUGUAGUCUCAAGCAGGCUGAAUCUGGAUAA